Messenger RNA from Plasmodium yoelii, 345 nucleotides. RefSeq names its product early transcribed membrane protein. The coding region runs from base 1 to 345 and encodes 114 amino acids. The transcript has a single exon. The record is from RefSeq and is a predicted model, not a curated record. NCBI's taxonomy places the organism in Eukaryota, Apicomplexa, Aconoidasida, Haemosporida, Plasmodiidae.
AUGAAAUUAGCAAAAGCAUUAUAUUUUGUUGCCUUUUUAUUGGCCAUAAAAGUGUUAACCCCAGGAUCUAAUAAUUAUGUUGAAGCUAACCCCCCAAAUUCAGAUAAAGUAGCCAAUGGUGGUGAUCGUACACUUAUUAAAAAAAUUAAAGAUAACAAGGUUGCAUUUAUAUCAACAAUAGCCGCAACAGUAGCACUAGCAAUUGCUACUACACUUGGUGUAAUGCAUUAUAAAAAGAAUGCUAAAGAAAACGAUUCCGAUGAUGAUAUAAAAAUAAUACCCUUAAGUUACCCACAUAAAGACCCAGGCAAACCAAUUAAUUAUGAAGGUAACCCAUUCGCAUAG